AUGACCUUGCGAACAGUGGAUGAACGCGAGCCCUUGCUCAGGGCUUCUGACCUCUCCAAUGACCUGCACAAGACCAUCUCCAUCUCCAAGGUCGAGGAGGUAGGCGACUAUGAGAAUCCUCAAAAAUGGCCCAGCAGCUUCAAGUGGCUGGUCACUUCACUGCUGUUCUUCAUGGCCUUUACUGUAACCUUCAACUGCAUCUCGCCCAUGCCAAUUGCCAGCCGUAUCAUCGAAGACUUGAAUGAUGGCCAGCCUAACAGAUAUGCCAGCGUCCUACUCGUCACCAUCUGGGAAUUCGGCGAGGCUGCUGGCCCCCUGGUCAUCGCCCCUCUCUCCGAGAUGUACGGCCGUUACCCAGUCAUCAACAUCUGCAGCGUGCUCUUUGUCAUGGCCACAGCAUUGGGAGCCGUAGCACAGACGGCGCCCGUCAUGAUCGUCUCCCGCGCCCUGUCUGGUCUCGCCGUCACUUCCAACGUCCUCGGCCCUGCCAUCGUCGGUGACAUCUUCGAGCCGGAGCAGCGAGGAUCUCCAAUGAGUCUGGUCAUGCUGGCGCCUCUCAUUGGCGGUGCCAUUGGACCGGCCCUCUCCGGUUACAUCGCCGAGAGCCUCCACUGGCGAUGGGUGAUCUGGAUGAACGUCGUUCUCACCUCGUCGUGCGCAGUUCUCUUCAUCAUUUGCCUGAAGGAGACGUACCAUGCGGCCAUCAUCAAGAAAAAGCAACGAUUGCUGCACAAGGCCGCACAAGCCUCGAGGCUCGAGGCUAAUGACGAAGUCGUAGAGAUAAAGUCUGAGAGCCAGAAUGGAUUGAUCGAGUCGAUUGUUCGACCAGCUGCUAUCCUCAGCAGCUCUGGAAUUCUACUCGCCCUCGCCCUCCCUGGCGCGAUCGCGUAUGCUCACUACUACAACAUCACGACGACGAUGCCCGACAUUCUCCAGAACAUCUACGGCCUAUCCGCUCCUCAGAUUGGCGCCUCUCUAUUCUCAUUCAGCAUCGGAUCUAUUGCAAGCGUCAUGCUUUGCAACCUCGCCCUCGACAAGAUCUACGCCACGAUGAAGGCAGCCAACGGCGGCAUCGGCCUCCCCGAAUUCCGACUCCCAAUCUGCAUCUUCGGCGCCCUCGCCCUCCCCCUGACCAUUGCCCUCUACGGCUGGGCCGCGGAGCUCAAACUCCCCCUCUCCAUGGUCCUGACCUCUGUCGGCUUGAUCGGCAUGGCCAUGCUGGCCGUCGAGAUCCCGCUGGCCGCUUACAUUGUCGACGCGUUCGGCGACUACUCCGCCUCGGCCAUGACGGGGCUGGUAGUGAUCCGAUGCCUCGCGGGCACUUUCCUACCCCUCGGCGCCACUCCCCUGAUCGACACGUUCAGCUACGGGUGGGGGUUCACGGUUCUGGCCCUCAUCACGCUUGCGCUCGCGCCGAUUCCGAUCCUCGUGAUGCAGCAUGGCCGCGAGUGGCGUCAGCGUUCCGUGUACACUCGACACGAGCCGGACCAGUAA
Messenger RNA from Clonostachys byssicola, 1494 nucleotides. NCBI's taxonomy places the organism in Eukaryota, Fungi, Ascomycota, Sordariomycetes, Hypocreales, Bionectriaceae. The record is from the annotation of a GenBank genome assembly.